AUGUUGUCGGCCGUGUUGUGCGUGGUAGCAGCACUGCUUGUCAUCUGUGUCACUCACUGGAUCUACAAAUGGAGGAACCCAAAGUGCAAAAAUGGAGUCCUCCCUCCUGGUUCCAUGGGCCUUCCUUUCAUUGGGGAGACCCUUUCUUUGAUCAUUCCCAGCAACUCGCUUGCUCUUCACCCCUUCAUCAAAAAGAGAAUUGCAAGAUAUGGGCCAGUUUUUCGAACAAAUGUGGCAGGUCGCUCUCUCAUUGUAACGACAGACCCUGAAUUCAACUAUUUCAUUAUGCAACGAGAUGGGAAGUUAGUGGAAUCGUGGUACUUGGAUGCAUUUGCUAAAGUUUUUGCACAAUCUGGAGAGAUUAAACCAGAUACUGCUCACAUCCAUAAAUAUGUGAGAAAUACCGCUUUGCGUUGGUUCGGCAUGGAGAGCCUCAAAGAUAGGUUGCUUCCUCAGAUUGAAGUAUUGGCUAAGAAAACUCUUGUCAAGUGGGCAAGCAAGGAAUCGAUUGAUGUGAAAAGCGAGGCUGCAACAGUGAGUAUAGAUUUUGGUGCACAACAAUUGUUUAGCUAUAAUCCCGAAAAAUCGCCAGAGCAAAUAAGCGAAUUGUUUAAGGACUUGAUACAAGGACUCAUGUCCUUUCCUUUGAACAUCCCUGGAACUAUGUACCACAAGUGCAUAAAGAAUCAUAAAAAGUACUGGAUAUGA
Ilex paraguariensis (yerba mate) is the source of this 708-nucleotide messenger RNA. Lineage: Eukaryota; Viridiplantae; Streptophyta; Magnoliopsida; Aquifoliales; Aquifoliaceae. The record is from the annotation of a GenBank genome assembly.